This is a messenger RNA of Aphanomyces invadans, 1146 nucleotides long. RefSeq lists its product as hypothetical. Gene Ontology annotation, biological process: cellular response to phosphate starvation. The transcript is spliced from 4 exons. Bases 64 to 1110 code for a protein of 348 amino acids. The record is from RefSeq and is a predicted model, not a curated record. Lineage: Eukaryota; Oomycota; Saprolegniomycetes; Saprolegniales; Verrucalvaceae.
CCUUAACAGCGCCGCCGGCCGACGCAGUGCACGAGGCGGACCAACGCCCCUGGCCGUACGUCGAUGAAGUUUGGCAAAGUCCUGCAGCAAUCGAUAGAGCUGUCGUCCUCGGAGUGGGAACACUCGUGGGUCGACUACAAACAGCUCAAGCACAUCAUCAAGGACUGCGCUCACGUGUCGAAACACGACAAGCUCAGGAAAGAAAAGCUGGAAGCCAACAAGCUCCAAAAUGGAAACAACGAUACCAUACGCCAAUCCCCCGACGAACUCAACUUCUUCCGCACCGUGCGAGGAGAAUUGGCCAAAAUCACAAAACUCUUCAUGAAGGAACAGUCGAGAUACAGCGUGUCGGUGGGCGAGAUUGAAGCCGAGUUUGAGAAGCUCCAAACAGAUUCCGACGCAAACCUGGAGAAGAAAACGAAAGUCAUGGCAAGCUGCGUCGCGUUGUUCAAGGAAAUGUUGCUCCUGGAGAACUUCGCCUUGAUCAACUACUGCGGCAUUUCCAAGAUUCUAAAAAAACACGACAAGUGGACGGGAUACAACACCCGAAGCAAGUUUGUCGAGUCGGUCCUGAACAAGCAGCCAUUCGCUGCCUACUCGACGCUCCUGGCCAUGAUCAAUUGCGUCGAACAAGUAUUUAUGAAAGCCACGGGCUCUACCAUUGCCCAACAUGACAACACAACUGACUCGCGCAUGAACCGUGCGGUGGAAGUGCAGUGCGGGUACUCGAUGCUCCAGCUCCACGCCGAUACCGAGUCGAAACCCCCGGCAAUCGCUGCGUCUGCUGCCCCUUCCACCACUUCUCACGACGGCGCGCCGCUCAAGCGCCCAGUGAGUCUCCACGACCUGUCCAUCUUACGCGACGAAGGUGUUCGGUUCAAGCGCACAGAAGAAGAAACGCUAUCCCCUAUCCAGUCAGGUCCUUCCGACGACGAUGAAGACGACGCAGCGUACGAUGGAUGCGAAGAAGACGAGGCACCGCCACGUGCGCCGAACCGGAGCAAGCGGACCCGGGAGGACGGCCAAGACGACGAGAGCGACGACGGGGCGUCGUCGUCCGCCGCUGCGUCCGGCAAAAAGAAGAUGAGCUUCUCUACGAUUUUGAAUUGAACGCAUUCCGACCGUCCUGCUGUCGUUCGAGUGCUG